Messenger RNA from Micropterus salmoides (largemouth bass), 3109 nucleotides. RefSeq lists its product as uncharacterized. The coding region runs from base 263 to 1057 and encodes 264 amino acids. The record is from RefSeq and is a predicted model, not a curated record. NCBI's taxonomy places the organism in Eukaryota, Metazoa, Chordata, Actinopteri, Centrarchiformes, Centrarchidae. The transcript is spliced from 3 exons.
GUUUCAGCUUUGCUCACUUCUCAAGGGAUGAAAGUUGUUUUGAUGUGGAUCUGAAUUCAACUUGCCCUGACUUUAAAGGUCAGUCUUGUGAGGAGGAAGGAUUUGCACCUUUAAGGGCUCUGAGCCAAAUUCUCCACACAAGGCGGUCCAACUGGAAUGCACUUCCACUCAUGCACAAUAACAUCGAGUGACAACAAAUCUGACGUCCUGGGGAAAGCGGUACUUGUUAUCACAUCCCUGAGAGCUGCAGCAAGCAGGCAACAUGAAGCCCAAAUCUCUUCCGUCGAGGUUGUUUGACAGGAAUCCAGCAGGAGCAGAGACUCUGAACGUACAAGCGGCGAAAUAUCAGCGCCAUGUGGACUGUGCAGAUCACCAAGAGAGUGUGUAUCACUCUAGUGACAGUGACGACCAUCCAGCUGCAGAGAACAGCAGACAAAAUGAGAAGUCCCACCGAGAAAUUCAUCUUGCAUUUGUGUCAGAGAGGUAUGAGCCACUGAUUGAUGACGAGGCACAAGCCAAGGCUACAGAAGAGAAGAAGAAAAGAAAAGAAAUGUACAAGAAAGUAAAGAAGACUCAGCCUCAGGUUGUCCAUGAGCUCCAGGAUCUGUUCCAGGGUGAGCUGAGCCAGUUGACUGCUGGAACUGUAAAGACUGAGGACGGAGACACAACUACUGUUCAACAGCAUGUUGUCGUGAUUGGACGCCAAGUGUUUGAGGAUGCUGGUGGUGAACUGGUCCUCAGGGUGACAGGGACGACUCAGGACCAUCUUCAACAUCUCCUCACUGGACCUGGGACACAGACAGAGACGUUAACGGGGACCCAGGAGUCUCUAACACAAGUCUUCAGGUGUGUUCGGUCAUACUUCUCUCUGCGGAGCAGCAGACAGGACCAGGCCUCCAGGUGUUCUAGGAAAAAAAGGAGUCAGAGGACUGAUCAGACUGGAGGACAGGGACCCUCUCCUGGACACCGCUCACCUUUAUAUUUAAAGGUGCUGCAGGAUGGGGAUGAUGCCUCCAAGGUUUUAUUGCACAUACUUACAGUAGGCCAACAAGCGUAGAUGUCGACAAAUCAAGUAGUUUGGAGCGAACUUAACUUCACCGUCUCCACCGCGACAUCUCGCUCUGCUGGCCGCUGUGUGUGUGUGUGUGUGUGUGUGUGUGUGUGUGUGUGUGCGUGUAAAAGCAGCAGAGGCUGCAGCCUGAUGAUAAACAGUCCUGGGCCCGUUUAAUACCCCGUUUCGGUACCAUCAUUAAAAACAUUACUUUUCUUAUUCAUCGCGUCUCAAGAUAAAUCAGAUUAGUCGCUUGAUACAUAACGUUAUAGGACCCACUAGUCUUGAUAGCAAUAUUGAUAAGCUCGGACAUUAUUGAUUUUCGGGUUUUAAGAAAUGUUGGAACCGGGUCUCGAUCCCCAUCCCUACUUAGUUAAAUAAGUUCACGAACUAGCCCUGAGUCGUCACCGAGAUUCUGGUCGGGCCUUUAAACUAAUGCACUUACUGUUUGUACCAAACUCCAUUUAAUUUAGAGAACACACUCAUACUCUGGCAUUGGACGAUGUUAACAAUGAAUCAGUGGGAUGGAUAAUGACAUUGAUAGGCUACGUAAUUAACAAGCUGGCAUGCGGUGCACAUGCUUCCGUGAAAAAGGAUCAUGGGUGAAAAUAUCCAGAAAAAUUACGAGUUCUGUGUCUUUUCUGCAACUUUAUAAAACAUAACCUACUGCUGAUGGAGAAACUCAGGGGAGCAGACAGAGAGAGAGAGCCGGAGAAAGCCGGUGUGUUUGCAGUGAGAGACCAGAGGUAAAGGUGUGAGUGAGUGAGUGCAGGGAGAAGCAGGUACAUUUAGAAAUAAUAAAAUUAAUGUCAGUGGGGAUUAAAACAUGGUUUCGCAGGGUGUAAAAUGUGAAACUAUACCCCAAAGCUAAAUAAGUCUACAUACAGUAAUGAGCAUACUUAUUGGUUGUGGAGCAGUGGAUAAGACGCAUGCCUUUGGUGUCAGACCUGCGUUCAAUUUCAACUGUGACACAUCAAUGUGUCCCUAAGACACUUAACUCCUAGUUGUUCCAGAGGUGUGCUACCUUUAACAUAUAUAUAGCAAUUGUAAGUCGCUUUGGAUAAAAACACAAGUUAAAUGACUAAAUGUAUUUAUUAUAUAAGAGGAAUAUACCUGGUUGACUUUACUGGACCCUCUGCCCUUUCAGCGCUAAGGUCUGCUGACUUUGCUUGGUGUGUAUGAGGCAGAUGUUGCAGUAUUAUAUUAAACUAAGUUAAACUAAAGCUUAAGAAGCAGAGAUUUUAAAAAAACAGUAACGUUGCAGCGUAUCAAUAACAAUCUUUAAUAAUUUAGCUCUGGGGCUCAUUUAAUACUUAUCCCUAAAAGAAACAUAAGACCACCACCUAUAGCAAUGUUUUUUUUAACUGAGACAAGACUGAAUUUUACAUUUUUUUUUCAUUUGGUAGGAACAACAUACAAACAUUAACAAAGCAAAAUUAAUAAGUAAAAUAAGAUUACGGUAAGGGUCAUUAAAACAUUAAAACACAGCCACAUAGCAACCUUAGCGUUAGCCCUGUGGUGUGUUUACAGCUAACAGCUGAUCCGGGUCCGCCAGAGAAUGCAUUGGAACUUUUCCUUUUUAUUUAACAACAGAGUCGUGCUGUUGUUUCACAGCUCUUGACUGGUGAACAACCUGGCAGUGUUUGAGAGCGAUGUGCUCAUGUUUGUUUCUCUCAGAAUCCACGCAGACACAGAAUCCGGACCUGAUGUGGCCCAUUCUGCGUCUAGACCUGCCAAACUGCUGCGUUUAUAUUAUGUGUUUAUGUCUAUGUUCCUCUCUGUGUAUUCUAGUUCUUUUAAGAACUUAGAGACUUUAUCCAGAUUAUUAUUAUUAUUAUUUUAAUUAAUUGGUUGAAUUUUAAUAAGAGUGCACUCUAUGACUACAUUGACAUUUGAAUGGUUUCUGUGGCUGAAAGUAGGCUAUGCAAAAGUCAUGGAAGAUGGUAAGAAGUCAGAGGUCAGAAUAGAAAGGAUUUCCUGAAUCAGCAUUCACACUAAUUAAACUUUAAUGUAAUGUUUCAGCCAAGACGUCCAGAAAAUGAAUGUUAUCUAUUUUAU